AAUCUUGUUUUAUUGGUACAACUACAAAUGCAAAUUUGUUAACUCUCUUUCACACUAGUGACCACAAUAACACAAACUCUUUUUUCUUUCUCUGUCACUAAACCACAAUAGCACUAUCAGCGACGCAAUGAAGCUUCAGAUCUCGCUCUGAUUCAAUCGGAAAAAAGAAGAGAAAGUUUUGAAGUGAUUCAUGGAAUCAAAGAGAUGAAGUUUUACAUAUCUGCGAAGGGAAUAAAGAGAGUCACGAUAUCAAACGGCGGUAAAGGAUCGGCAAAAGGAACAACCACGGCGGUAGGAACUCCGACUACAACUGGUGGCUCCGGUCGCCGGAUUUCACUCCGGACGGUUCUUCCGGUGGUGCUAGUGCUCGGGAUCGUUUUGCCGUUUAUUUUUGUAAGGGUUGCGAUCUUGGUUCUCGAAUCUGCUACUUUUUGCUCAUCAUUGGAAUCUGGAGAUAAGGUUGAGUUGAGCUGUUGAAGAAUGACCGGAUGAAGUUCUUAUAUCUUUAAUAUGUUUUCUAAAUUUAAGUGUGCUGGGUGGAGGUUUUUCAGUGGGGCUGACACGUCACUGAAACUCAGAGAUGAGCUGACCAGAGCACUAAUGGAAGCAAAUGAUGGUAAUGUUAAUGAUAAUGAAGGAGCAGGGUCAUUCAACGAACUUGUGAAAGAAAUGGUCUUAAAACAAGACCUCAAAGCUUUUGCUUUCAAGACCAAAGCCAUGUUAUCACAGAUGGAACACAAAGUGCAAACAGCAAGACAGCAGGAGUCAGUAUAUUGGCAUCUAGCUUCACAUGGUGUUCCCAAAAGUCUACAUUGUCUUUGUCUUAAGUUGGCUGAAGAAUAUGCUGUAAAUGCCAUGGCUCGAUCUCGCCUACCUUCUCCCGAAUUUGCUUCUCGCCUUGUUGACCCUACUUUUCAUCACCUAGUUCUCCUAACUGAUAAUGUUCUUGCUGCCUCUGUUGUUGUUACCUCUACAGUUGAAAAUUCAUUCAACCCUGAAAAAUUAGUUUUUCAUAUCGUUACCGACAAAAAAACUUAUGCUUCAAUGCAUGCUUGGUUUGCCACCAAUUAUAUUCAAUCAGCUGUUGUGGAAGUUAGAGGAUUACAUCAAUAUGAUUGGUCUGAAGAAAUGAAUGCUGCUGUUAAAGAGAUGCUUGAAACUAAUCAUUUAAUUUGGAAGCACUACUAUGAUAAAGGAAAGAACAUUGAUUAUAGUAAAUUGGAAGCUUUAAGGCCUAGUAGCCUUUCCUUGAUGAAUCAACUCCGCAUUUAUAUUCCCGAGCUUUUUCCAGAUCUCAAAAAGAUUGUAUUCUUGGAUGAUGAUGUUGUAGUACAACAUGACAUUUCUUCUUUAUGGGAAUUAGAUCUUAAUGGCAAAGUCAGUGGUGCAGUAUUCAAGUCAUGGUGUGAAGACAGCUGCUGUCCUGGAAGUAAAUACAUGAACUACUUGAACUUUUCACAUCCUCUCAUAUUUUCGAAUUUCGAUAGUGAACGGUGUGGAUGGAUCUAUGGCAUGAAAGUAUUAGAUCUUGAAGCUUGGCGGAGGACAAACAUAACAGAAACCUACCAGAAAUGGUUGAAACUUAACCUCAAUUAUGGGACAACAUUGUGGAAUCCAGGAAUGCUUCCACCUGCCUUGAUUGCAUUUGAUGGUCAAGUGCAUCCUAUAGAUUCAUCAAUGCUUGUGACGGAUUUAGGUUAUCGCUACAAAUCAAAAGAAAUUAGCAAACAGAAUCUAGAAGCUGCUGCUGUUAUCCAUUUCAGCGGCCCUGCAAAACCAUGGCUUGAAAUCGGUUUCCCUGAGUAUCGAAGUUUCUGGACUAGAUAUGUAAAUUUCUCUAAUAAGUUUAUCAGAAGAUGUAGAAUUGCAGAGUGAAGGAACAAAGUUCUUCCACUUCACAUAUUUAUGAUGAUUGAAUCUGUGACGCCGUACUGGAUUAGAGGGAAGAAGGUUCUGCCUUCAGUCUCUGAUUCAUACAUUCUGUAUAAUAAUCAUUAUACUCCACCAUGUUCAUAUAGAUAGUAAAUAGAUGAAGCUAUCAAGCAGUAUAUGCAAUUAAGAAAGAUAAAAGCAUCAUUGAUCUCGCCGUCUGACAAUACUGUAAAUUUGUUUUGGAAAUGGAGAAAUUGUUUCGAAUGUUUCGAAAUUUCAAAGAGACGGUUCUUAUGUCUCAUGUUGUAUAAAACAUUAGGCAAUCACUUAUAGACAGCUUUAGGUUUCAUCCUUUUGGUCUUACAAUGUACCUUUGUUGGAUCCAGCAAAUUUAAUCUGUAUCAUUGUUGCUUCACUUACACUUGUUAUUUCCUUCCUAUUAUGUGUAUGUGCUAAGAACACAAGAAAUAGUGAAAAAGUUUAACAAUUGGUGUACCAAUGUUUUUUAUA
Molecule: messenger RNA, 2382 nt
Organism: Cicer arietinum (chickpea)
Lineage: Eukaryota; Viridiplantae; Streptophyta; Magnoliopsida; Fabales; Fabaceae
Product: probable galacturonosyltransferase 15
Molecular function (GO): polygalacturonate 4-alpha-galacturonosyltransferase activity
Source: RefSeq, a predicted model, not a curated record